Messenger RNA from Danaus plexippus (monarch butterfly), 1928 nucleotides. RefSeq names its product bromodomain-containing protein 7-like. The transcript is spliced from 13 exons. The coding region runs from base 170 to 1891 and encodes 573 amino acids. NCBI's taxonomy places the organism in Eukaryota, Metazoa, Arthropoda, Insecta, Lepidoptera, Nymphalidae. The record is from RefSeq and is a predicted model, not a curated record. Gene Ontology annotation, cellular component: nucleus. Gene Ontology annotation, biological process: regulation of transcription by RNA polymerase II.
UCCAAGCGCUGUCAAGGAUGACAAUUAAUAAUUAUAUAUUUUAAAUGUGUUCUUACUUAUUCAACUGUUUCACUUCUAUUUUAUAAAUGAAUUGUGUCACAUUUUAAAGUAAAAAAUAAGUUAAAUAUCAUAUAAAGACCCUAAUAACACGUUUUAUCUAAAACAAAACAUGGACGAGUUAGAAAAACUAAGUUGUAAGGAAGAAAUAUGCGACGUGAGUGAUAUGGAACAUUCAGCUACCGACGAUCAUAAGGUAACAGAAGGGAAAAUAAAGAAGAGGCGGAGGAGGCGGAGGGAGAUUGAUUUAAUUUCUGAAGACGAUGAAACAGAAGAUGAUGAUAUACCCAAGAAAAUGUACCGACGGAUCAGCCCCGGCCCCGGACCGAUAUCACCCGCAUCUCACAGAGAACCACGCACUUGUGUUUUAAAACACGUCAUAUUUCAGGCUAGCCAGAAGCGGAAACCAUUGUCUCGGCUACUAGAACAGCUGCUGAGGAAUCUUGAAAAGCGUGAUCCAAACCAAUUUUUUGCUUGGCCGGUGAAUGACAACUUUGCACCCGGCUACUCCACCAUCAUCAAGAAACCCAUGGACUUCUCAACCAUGAAGCAGAAGAUUGAUGAUAACGAAUAUAAAUCAUUGAAUUGUUUUAUAAGUGACUUCAAGCUGAUGUGUAACAAUGCAAUGAAAUAUAAUAAACCAGGAACGGUAUAUCACAAGGCGGCUAAGAGAUUGCUGCAUGCUGGCCUCAAACAGCUCACUCCACAGAAACUGAGACCGCUCGGAGACAUCCUCACCUACAUGUACGAGAUCCCUCUCAGAGAACUCGGCUUUGACAUUGGCAAAAUGGAUGUGCCGUUAAGGACGUACGGUCGGAAGCAUAAGGUGCUGAAGAGGAGCAGUCCCGUGAAGAGCGGCGGGGAGGAGGAGGCGGCCUCGGACGGCGGGGAGGUCGGGGACGGCGGGGGGGACGGGGUUAAGAUACAGAUGGAAGCCGCCAGGGAACAGCAUCGUCGGAGGCUGGCCAAGAAAGCCUUCCCCCGUAUGGACGCAGAAGGAAAGACCACGCUGAAGCUGGUCACUCACACCGUGGACGGCAGCGGAGAAGACAAGCCCUUGACCCUGGGACAGUACAUCGGCAAACUGACCCAGGGCACGGGCUCCUUACACAUCCCUCGCGAGGAUCGGCGCAACAUCGCCAAGUGCGUGAGGCCGCUCCACUACGGGCCAUUUAGCUCGUACGCUCCCUCAUACGACGGAACGUUCGCCACACUCUCCAAGGAGGAGUCACACCUCGUGCUACACACGCUGCCUUACGAGACGGGUCAAGGUAACGAGGAGAUGCUGCGCUUCGCCCCGGACUCGCCCUGGCAACACAUCUACGACAUGGAGCUCCUGUUCCCGGACAAGAGGAACCGGCCCGAGACGCCUCCGCCCAGGGACGAGAGCCAAGAGCUGUCAAAGGUGAAGAUCGACAUCGACGAGCUGCGGUCCCUGUCUUCGCUCGGCAUCGACGUGGACUUCCUCAACGAGCUGGAGAUGGCCACCAAGGACUACGGCCUAGGACCCGCGCUUAAACACACGUACGGCCUACUCGCCGCCCUCGAGAAGGAGCAGCGGGAACGUCUGUCCGCGUCAUCUCCGUGGCACCUGUCGCUGGUGGCGGGCGCGGGCCAGGCGGAGCGCGAGGCGGCGCGGGCGGCGGCGGGCUGGCUGCGGGCCAUGGUGGCCAGGGUCCCGCCCAAGGAGGUCGCCACACACGCCGCCCUCAGGAACGCCAUGGGCGUCACCCUGGAGCAUCUCGACACUCCGCUGGCCGUGGACGACUUCGAGGAGCUGCACGAGCCGCGGGACUCCUCCGACAGGGACUCGCGCUCCAGCAGAGACAAGUGACCGCCCGAAAUAGAUUAAUAAAAUAUUGAGACUGAAA